Messenger RNA from Wyeomyia smithii (pitcher-plant mosquito), 2881 nucleotides. RefSeq names its product choline transporter-like protein 1. The coding region runs from base 883 to 2748 and encodes 621 amino acids. Gene Ontology annotation, biological process: transmembrane transport. The transcript is spliced from 9 exons. Gene Ontology annotation, molecular function: transmembrane transporter activity. Gene Ontology annotation, cellular component: membrane. The record is from RefSeq and is a predicted model, not a curated record. Lineage: Eukaryota; Metazoa; Arthropoda; Insecta; Diptera; Culicidae.
CUACGGAGGAAAAUUGCAACAAUUCCUGUCCACCUGUGCCUUCCGCUGCGCCAGUCAGUGCGAGUUGAAUGACCGCAAUUGAUGGUUCUAUUUUUGUUUCCAUUUUGCAGUAAUGUGCAUAUUAAGUGCAUGGUUCAAACAAACGUAUAAAAAUAGGCAAAUUACCUCCCUGGGGGUUCUUCGAUUAGUGUUUGUGCUAUUGGAUUGUAAUGACAGUAUAAUGGAACAAGACAUCGAUAUUAGAAAUGAUUGCACUUUACAAUUAGCUUUGCCAUGUUAUUGAACGUUUAACGAAGCGCUAGUUGAAUCAAUAAAAUUUAUUGUGUUUCGAAGAUCAUUUAAUCGAUGUCGUCUUGGUUCCGGUUCCGCAGUACUCGCACGUUUAGGAAGUAAUGAAGACGAAGAUAAUUUGAAACUAGUGUUUGUGCUCGAAGCAACGGCAUUUUGAGUUAAACAAACACUAUACAGAUCAGGAGUGAAUUGAACUUGCGGUUUAGAUUCAUUAGCGACCUCCUCCUUACUUCCUAGGGUCGGAAGAAAAACCCAAGCUUUCAUGAGAGAAAUUAACAGGGUAUAAUAAAAGAAUCAAAAAAUAUUUCACAGCUUCUACAGGCACAAAUGGCACCCGAUGGAGUUGUAGCCAGCGUUCAGUCGGUCAUGAAUCACUAACGGAUACGGACAAAUUUGCUGAGUGUAAUCAAUAUCGUGGAAACAUUUGGAUAGGACGUUUUCAAUAUUUGAAAAACUCGAACAAUUGGUGGGUGCAACUUACAAUUGAUAACGUGAAGUGAUGAUGGUGUUACUGCAGAGACAAGUUUUGAGAUGUAGGAAACCGAUUGUACUCCAACAGACUCGAGGAAUUUGUCAUUAGUGGAUGUCGGGAUGCACUGCUGCUGCUAUGCUGGUGGUCGAACCGACAAGGUGUCGCCUGGAGAAUCCGUGCAGCAAUCAGCAUCCUCCUCGCUACACCGAGAAGACUCCGAAGCAUUCGAAAACAAUCGUCACUGUACGGAUUUGCUGUUCAUAGCCCUAAAAUCUGCAUUUAUAUUUAUUUUGCUGGUGCUAAUUAUCUACUGCAUGGCAUUCGGGGAUAUCUAUCGCAUUAUAAACGGAUACGACGACUGUGCCAACGUGUGUGGCCGCACCAAUAAACCCGAUAAGGAUCUCUCGUGCAAGGGUUCGGAUCGAACCGAGAAAAAAUACCUGCUGGUUGAGUCUUCUGGAGUCUCUUCCGAUUUACAUCGCCAGUGCGUUUCCCGAUGUGAGGACAUUGAAGGAUACAAACCCUUCCUUAACCGAUGCAUCCGCAAGGAGAAUCCAGCCGACGACGUGGCAACUCGCACCGGUUUGCGGAACUACUUCCAGGAGGUAUCGGAGGACAUCGAGUCGUGCUACAUGGAGAUGCUUUGGCUGUGCGUCGUAGCUUUUGUGUUCUCGCUGCUCACGCUGGUGCUGCUGCGGUUCCUUCCCGGGCUGAUAGUUUGGCUGGUUCUGCUGGCCGUCGUGGUCGUGUGUACCGUGGGAACCCUCUGGUUGUGGCUGAAGUGGAACUUCGAAAUCGAUCAGAUGUCGAAAAACGCGGGCGAUGGUGCCAAGAUGAGGAUUAACAACUAUCUCUACUAUGCAAUCGCUGCUACCGUCGCGACGAUUCUUGUGUACCUGGUUAUACUGGUAAUGAGAAAACGGAUCAAACUAGUCGUGCAGCUUUUCCGCGAAGCGGGAAAAGCUAUUGCCAGCAUGCCCUUUCUGCUGAUCGAACCCGUAUUGACCUUCAUUUCCAUAGCGGUUGUUAUCACUUUGUACGUGUAUUUCACUAUGUGGAUCGAGAGUUCGGGGAUGCUGACGAUGGAGAACAAUCAGAGCGCAAAGUACAUAAAGGACUCGACAAUGCUCUUCACCCGGUGGUACAAUCUGCUAGCGUUUUUCUGGUUCUGCCAGUUUAUCAUUGGCUGUCAGCACAUGGUCAUCGCUGGUGCCGUAGCCUAUUGGUUUUUCUCGAGAAACAAAUCAAAUCUCCGGAGGCCAAUUUCGAAAAGCUUUGGCAACUUGGUUCGCUAUCAUAUGGGCACCGUUGCCUGCGGAUCGUUUGUGAUCGCGCUCGUGCAGUUUUUACGCGCCAUGCUGAAAGCGUUGAUGUGCUACGUUCGCGAGCAUCAGAAUAAGGUUGCGAACUGCCUCCACGACUGCUGCCAGUGUUGUCUGAAGUGCUUCGAACGGUUCCUGCAGUACCUCACUCGUAACGCCUAUAUCAUAACUGCGAUUCAUGGAGAUCCGUUCUGUAAGGCUGGUAAAAAAGCGUUCAGUAUACUGUCCAGCAAUGCGCUGCGGGUUUUCGCAAUUAAUUCCGUGGGAGAUUUCGUGCUGAUCCUAGCGAAAGUAUUUGUGGUUGCUGUUACCUGUCUGAUAGGGAUGGAAUUGAUUCAGAAGAAGGCAGGUCUGCACCAUCCUUACGUGCCGAUCAUUUUGGUUGGGAUCUUUGCCUACUUGGUGGCACAUUGCUUCAUGACUGUGUACGAGAUGACGGUGGACACAAUAUUCCUAUGUUUUUGUGAAGAUUGUGAAAUCAAUGACGGCAUCAGCAAACCGUACUACAUGUCCCGAGGGUUGAUGGAAUUUGUACAAAACUCUAAGAAAGCGUUGGCGAUACAUGACCAUCGAAUCGCCAGCUCGCUGCGGGAGGGAAAGGCAUGGACUGAUGAAGGAACGAACCAGAAGCAGACCAAAACUAUUUCGGAAACCGUAGACUGAUAAGGGUUUUUUUUCUGAAGUUUCUUGUGCUUUUGCAUUUUUUAUUUCUUUUCUAAGCUUUUAUUCGAUUGAAUGUGUGCUGUGAACUUUAUUGCUUAAGCAUAAAUAAAAGUAUCUAAUCUGAUUUUACCUA